Molecule: messenger RNA, 453 nt
Organism: Echinococcus granulosus
Lineage: Eukaryota; Metazoa; Platyhelminthes; Cestoda; Cyclophyllidea; Taeniidae
Exons: 3
Coding region: 1-453 (150 amino acids)
Source: RefSeq, a predicted model, not a curated record
AUGAUGAAUAGUGGAUGUCGUAAACCACUAUUCGUUAAUAAAACAAAAACAGCAUUGGAGUUCCCCAAUCAAUCUACUCAUCCGGUACCACAUACCCCCACCUUUAAAAGAACAAAAAUUAAAAUUACCCACCUUAAUUCAUCAGAAACAGUAAAUUUGCAAGGAUCAUUUAAGUCAGACCGAACCUUCGCAUUUGACAGGCUCUCCGACUGGUGGGCUACAGUUGUAUUACACACAAUAGCAAGUGACAAAUGCGCCAUUUUACUUGUCAUCCAGUCCAGUAAAAUCCAGAUCAGAGAAACAAAUGAACUUUUACCACCAUUUUUAUCUACGGCCAAUAAAGUUCAAGAUCAAAGAUUCAUAACCUUAAGUCAUAUGAGCAAGAUGUGCUUCGAUCAAAAGUAUCGCACGUUGCAUUUACCAAUUGAUUUCAAUCAAACAAUUAUUCACUGA